Molecule: messenger RNA, 1989 nt
Organism: Cantharellus anzutake
Lineage: Eukaryota; Fungi; Basidiomycota; Agaricomycetes; Cantharellales; Hydnaceae
Product: Six-hairpin glycosidase
Exons: 24
Biological process (GO): carbohydrate metabolic process
Molecular function (GO): hydrolase activity, hydrolyzing O-glycosyl compounds
Source: RefSeq, a predicted model, not a curated record
AUCGGCAACCUCAGGACCGCAGCAAUGGUCAGCGUUGAAGGGAUCGUUGAGUCCUACUGCAUCCCGCAUUUCGAUUCUCCGAGCGUAUUCGCCAGGAUGCUCGAUUCUAAGAAGGGCGGGCACUUCUCUGUCCACCCUACCAUCAAGACGAACCCUAGGCAGGGCUACGUUCCCAGCACAAAUGUACUCUGCAGAUUUCUUAGUGACCAAGGGGUAGCAAAUGUUAUUGACUUCCUUCCUCUCCAGGCUCAUUUCUCGCCAAAUAAGCCUCUCUUACAUUGGUUUAUCCGCCGGGUUGAAGUUACACGCGGGAGAGUGCCCUUGAGACUCGAAGUUGCCCCUGCUUUCAAUUAUGCAAGGGAUCCACAUCAGACGUCGAUUGUGCAUGACGACUCAUCCACCAACCAACAGAACAAAGCUAUCUUUAUAUCCGAGAACAUGACCCUUGACUUACGGUUUGUCGCUGAGGGUGGAGCCGAUUCUGGAGCUGAUCAGUUCCCGCCGAGUAUCGACUUUGGAUUCUUGGAUUUGCGUCACCAAGGACACCUAGGCCUUUCUGUUUAUGCCGAGUUCGAGCUAGCGGAGGGACAAGCUGUCACCUUUAUCCUCCGCACUCCCCCUACGAAAUCAAACCGUUCACCUCAACUUACUGAAGAUCAGGCGGUUCAGGCGGGGAUUCCAUAUGAUAUUCUCCUGCGUGGAGCGGCAAAGAUGCGACCAAGAGACGAUCCCCUGAUUAACAAGGAACUUAUGGCAAUCCUUCUGAAAGAGACUAAAGCAUAUUGGCGCGGCUGGAUCGGCAAAUCAACGUAUAAAGGAUCGUGGCGCGAAGCGGUCCACCGUAGUGCGCUCGCCUUGAAGCUGCUGAUCUUUGAGCCAACAGGGGCAAUCGUUGCAAGCCCAACUUUCUCUUUGCCAGAGUAUAUUGGAGGAACAAGGAAUUGCACGUCUAGGUUCUCUUGGAUCCGAGAUUCGUCCUUCACUCUUUACGCACUCAUCCGUCUCGGUUUCACCGAGGAGGCUAGCGCAUUCACCGAGUUUAUUUUUGAUCGCUUGCAACAUAAAAAUGAUGACGGGUCGCUACAAAUCAUUCAAUUACACGUAACAGGUGGUAAGGAUCUCGAAGAAAUCGAGCUAACGCAUUUAGAUGGCCACAAAGGCUCCAAGCCAGUUCGUAUUGGUAAUGGUGCUGCCGACCAUGUCCAACUGGAUAUCUACGGAGAAUUAAUGGACUGCAUAUAUCUCGGACAGAAGUUUGGGAAACCUCUAGGAUACGAUCGCUGGGUGCAAGUGCGAGAUCUGUGCGUUCAUUCAGUCGUGCAUCAUGAAUUCCUUUUCACUCACGCCAAGAUAACUCUCAUCAGAACCCAUUGUCGUUCCCAUCUGCAGUAUUCCAAGGUCAUGUUGUGGGUUGCGAUUGAUCGUGGCAUUCGUUUGGCCGAGAAACGUUCCCUCCCGUGUCCAAAUCGGGAUGUAUGGUAUAAGACGCGAGACUCGCUGUACGAAGAGAUUAUGCAAAGAGCUUGGAAUUCCGAAAAGGGAUUCUUCUCCCAAUCUUAUGAGGAUCGAGACGUUCUCGAUAGUGCUAUGCUCGUGAUGCCCCUAGUAUUCUUUUGUAGCGCCAGCGAGCCCCGCUUCUUGUCGACCCUUCAAGCAAUCAUGAGAAGCCCAGAAAGGGGAGGACUUUCUGCUAACAACCUCGUAUACCGAUAUGAUGCUACUGCGGUUGACGAUGGAGUGGGCGGCGAAGAGGGUGCGUUCUCUUUAUGCACUCUGUGGGCCGUCGAAGCACUCUCCAGGGCGGGAGAUUUAGAUAAGGCGGUAGAGAUAUUUGAGAGUUUUAUAGACUAUGGGAAUCAUGUCGGCUUAUUUACGGAGGAGAUUUCGCCUGCAGGAGAAGGUCUCGGGAACGCGGUGCAAGGGUUUACCCACGUUACACUCAUUAGUGCGGCGUAUAAUUUGUCUCGCACUUUGGGCCAUUUAGGGUGA